This is a messenger RNA of Elaeis guineensis (African oil palm), 2292 nucleotides long. Its product is annotated as transcription factor RF2b. Lineage: Eukaryota; Viridiplantae; Streptophyta; Magnoliopsida; Arecales; Arecaceae. Gene Ontology annotation, molecular function: DNA-binding transcription factor activity. Gene Ontology annotation, biological process: regulation of DNA-templated transcription. The record is from RefSeq and is a predicted model, not a curated record. Gene Ontology annotation, cellular component: nucleus.
AGGACACGCUGUGUUUCGUCCCCCCCUAGCCUUUUUCCUUCCUGUCUCUCCCUCUCAUCUCGCCUUAUGAAAGCCCGCAAGAAGGCGCGAGAUGCUGCCCAAAUCGCAAGAUCCGUCUCAUCUCCCUAACCCUAACCCGAGUACUAAUCUCAACCUCUCCUCCACCUUCCCUCCCAAUGCGCCUGCGGUGGCUGCCGGAGCGGUGGCGAUGUUCCAGAGCGCGGGCCCGGCGGCGUCGCCUCGUGGAGUGCACCACCGGCGGGCCAGGUCGGAGCUGGCGUUCCGGGUCCCGGACGACCUCGAUCUGAGCUCCGGGGACCCCCUGGAGGGCGGGAGCUUCGACAUCGGGUUGGAGGACGACCUCUUCUGCGCGUUUAUGGACAUCGAGAAGAUCGGGUGCAGGCUGGAGGGGAGCGGAUCCGGGUCGGAGGGUGGGGUGUGCCGGGAUCGGGCUGCGGAGAGCUCUGAAGGAGGGGAGGAUCGGAAAAUCGGCAAUGCCGCUGGAGCGGUGGCUGUGAGGCCCAAGCAUCGGCACAGCAACUCGAUCGACGGGUCAUCAAUGUCAUCGGGGACCACGAGGGGGGAGGGAGUGUUUGGAGAAGUGGUGGAGGCGAAGAAGGCCAUGACGGCCGAGGAGCUCGCGGAGCUAGCUGCCAUCGAUCCGAAGCGGGCUAAAAGAAUUCUUGCUAACCGACAUUCAGCUGCCCGCUCAAAAGAACGAAAAGCUCGUUAUAUUUCAGAACUUGAGCGGAAAGUUCAGGCCCUUCAAACUGAAGCUACAACUCUCUCAGCACAGCUCACUUUAUUCCAGAGAGACACAACAGGGUUGUCUGCAGAGAAUGCAGAGCUUAAAUUACGAUUACAAGCCAUGGAACAACAAGCUCAAUUGCGUGAUGCACUAAAUGAGGCACUAAAGCAGGAAGUUCAGAGACUGAAGAUAGCAACGGGUGAAAUAUCAAAUCCUGGUGAGACAUAUGACACAGGGCUACAACAUGUGCGCUAUAGUGCUCCAUUUUACGUACUUUCCCAACAACAACCAGUCCACCAUCAAGGCAUUCAAUUACAACCCCAAUCCCACCAGUCUCAGCCCAGUGUUUCAAAUCACCAGUUUGCCCGCCCCACUGCCCUUCCAGAUAGGAUGCAGCAAGACCCCCUCGGAAGACUACAGGGAUUGGAUAUCAGUAAAGGUUCUCUUAUUGUGAAAUCAGAGAGUUCCUCGAUCUCUGCUACUGAAAGCAGCAGCACCUUCUAAGCAGGCCGAUCCAACAAGCAACACACAUUAGAUUUUUAUCCAUAGAUUGACAUCCUUGAGUUGCAUCUGCUUUGCUUGCUCUAUUUUGCGUUACAUUUUUUCAAUUAACUGGAAAUUGUUUGUUUUAAUUGCAUGAUUGUAAGCUUUCUUCCCCUUUGUCAAGCUUGCAAAAUUUGUUGGUGCGUUAUUGAUGAGUUCUUAUAUUUUCUGUUUGUUCAUGUUAUGAGCAAAUGUGCAUUGUUUUGUUGAGGGUCUCACAUUUGUCCCCCACAAAUUAUGUAUCCCUUUUUUUUUUUAAAAAAAACAUUAUUUUGGCUUUUUUUUUUUGAUAAUUUAUGCUGCACCCUGCUUGUUAGUGUUCUUUUUCUACCACCUUUUUUCCUUUUUUCAUGAGGAAGGACUAAAAUUCCAAUAAUUAUUUGACAGUCCAGCUGAACUCCAAAAUGUUCUUCAAAUUCUACUUGGGUUUCUUGUUUUAGCUGAACAAGGUGGUUCUGUCCUGCUUCUGUCGGAAACUUAAUCGAAACCUUUUUCAUUCUUUGCGGAUACACAGCUUGGAAAAUCUCUUGAUGACGCUCAUUAACAAUCAUUACUGUUGGAUUCGUUAUUUGUUUUAGCAUGAAUAGCAAAAAUUGAUUCUUUGAUUUAGUCUGUAGGCAUGUGGAGGUGCGAUGGAGGCCAAUGCUUCUCGAAGGUGGGCUGCUCUUUUAUCGCCAGCAGUGGAGUGGGGACGGCUGCGGUAAUGUUCGCAAGCUCACGUCAACACCUUCAAGCUGGUUUCUUUCCAGCAUAAACACUUGCUUACUGGAAGCCUCGGAAAGCUAAUGAUUAAAAAGAAAGUUGAUAUUUGACCAGAAAAUAAAAGAAACGAAAGUUGAUCAUUUUCUAACACUCCAUCCAGCAUACAUCAUUCUACUACUUUGUCCAUCCACGCAAUUUCUUUAUGCCGACAAGUAUUUGCAGUGAAAGUUUAUGUUGAGGGAAAACCCUUAUUUGCACAUUAAGUCUGAUAGUUUAUAAAAACUUAUUUUGUUAUUCAA